Molecule: messenger RNA, 3524 nt
Organism: Gadus macrocephalus (Pacific cod)
Lineage: Eukaryota; Metazoa; Chordata; Actinopteri; Gadiformes; Gadidae
Product: protocadherin gamma-A1-like
Exons: 1
Coding region: 1102-3519 (805 amino acids)
Biological process (GO): homophilic cell-cell adhesion
Cellular component (GO): plasma membrane
Molecular function (GO): calcium ion binding
Source: RefSeq, a predicted model, not a curated record
UUCUUCUUGUUUUUCUAAAAUAACGUUUCUUGAACAUUUUUACUAAGUAGAAGUAAUUCAGUAUUGUGUGGCUUAAUGUUACUGACAUUUGAGGUUUGUUGAUUGUAUUGGUUUAGGUAUGCAUGUUGCAUUUUUCUGAAACAGACAAAUAGCUGUGCAAAUGUUACAUUCUUAAACAUAUAUGCAUAUUCCAAUCGGCUGCAAUUUCCAGAAUUUCUUAGGGGACAGAGAAGGUAUUAUUUCACUUUAUUAUAAACACAAUUAACGUUUAUUGCUAUUGAAUUAUGUCAAACUGAGCUCAGCUAUAGUAUACUGGAGAUGAACUUUUGAAAUCAAAAUCCUCCACAGACUGUAACAUGCUGUACAUGUGAGUGGUUCAGCUGUUAUAUUAGUCUUCUGCAGGUCUGUAUACACUGCCCAAUCCAUAGUACCGACAAAAGCAACAUUCCAAAAACAACCAUUUGCAUACCUCCUUCAAAAUAAGCUCUUUUGCUCAAAUGCUUAAUCUGCGUGGGAGAUUUCUGCUUUCUGUCAACUGCCUUUCAGCACCAUGGACAGUGGUAACUAGGAGUCUUCACACUGGUUUUCCCAUUCCCCUCCUCAGACUCUGUCUGCCUUCAUCAUUCUACAUGAACCCAAUUGAACUUUAACGUUGAUAUUGAAAGAAAUAGUUAAGUAAGGUGUUUUUGUUUCCGCUUGUUAAUUAUAAAAAGAUUAAAAAAAAAAAUGUCUUUCAAUUCUGAUGUUCCAUAAUCUUUGGUUUGGAGCUACUAACCGAUUGUGUCUACACAAAUGUAUACGAUGGUAAGAUUAUUCAUUUAUGAUGUAGUUUCUCUUGCUGAACUCAACGGGCCGCUGUUGGCCUGUUUGUGGUAGUUAUUCAACAAAUUUGAAGCAGAACAACCCCAUAUAAGCCUGUCCUUGUAGUAGAAAGACGUCGUCGGCUCUUUCCACGACGCGGCAUACUCUACGCACACACACCAAGCAGCGAUAUUUUGUGCUGGACCGUUCAACUAUUCUUCAUUUUCGGUUGCCUUUUUAUUAAAGAACAAUGGGAUUUUAACCGUUAUCGAGGACGACGCUCGCGUUGGAGACACAGAAAUGUCGGAUAGAACAAUGAGAGUGCCAGGAGGCCUACUGCUGUGCAUCUCCGUCCUCUCUUUCGUAUCGGUUUCCGGUCAGGUCAGUUACUCGAUUCCUGAAGAAAUGGCGAAGGGAUCAAUAGUUGGAAAUAUCGCUCAGGAUUUAGGAACAGACGUAAAGAGACUAAAAUCUGGCAAUGCCCGCAUUUAUACAGGAGACAGCACCGAAUAUAUAGAGCUCAAUAAAGAAAGGGGAGUUCUCGUUAUCAAGGAAAAAAUAGACAGAGAGGCGCUUUGUGAAAAGAAAGCCCCGUGUGCUUUACAUUUUCAGAUUACUCUAGAAAACCCGAUGGAAUUAUUUCAAAUUAUGGUUGAGAUCGCAGAUAUUAAUGACAACGCUCCUCUAUUUCAGAAGGUUGAACGACGAUUUGAAAUAAGCGAAUCAGCAGUUGUUGGAUCUAAAUUCAUGUUAGAAAAAGCAAUCGACCUAGAUAUAGGACGUAAUGGUCUUCAAAGCUAUACAUUGAAGCCUAGUGACAAUUUCGUUCUUAAAUUACAUGUUCAAGUCGAUGGAAGUAAGAAAGUAGAAAUGAUUUUACAAAAACCACUUGACAGAGAGAGACAGGAGGCGAUCUCUUUGAGUUUAACGGCUGUAGAUGGUGGGGAACCACAAAUGUCUGGGACAAUGCAGAUUUAUAUCACCGUCCUGGAUGCCAACGACAACGCUCCGGUUUUUACUCAUUCCGUUUACAAGGCAAACCUCAAAGAGAAUUCCGUUAAAGGAACCCUUGUAACGAAAGUGAGUGCAUCUGAUGCAGAUAAAGACACCAAUGGGGAGGUAACAUACGUCAUCGGGAAUAGCAUGGAUACCGUGGCAAAGCUUUUCAAGGUAACAGAUGAGGGUGACAUUAUAUUAGAUGGGCCCAUUGAUUAUGAAAAGGCUAAACACUAUCAGAUUGAUAUAGAGGCCACUGAUCGAGGAGGUCUGUCGGAUUCAAGUAAAGUGAUUGUGGAUAUAACUGACAUAAACGACAAUCACCCGAUCAUCAACGUAAUUUCUAAAUCCCAAUCAAUACCUGAGGAUUCCCCUGCAAAUACAGUUAUAGCCAUGCUGAGUGUACACGAUCCCGAUUCUGAAAGAAAUGGCCACGUUGAAUGUAUUAUUAAUGAAAAUAUAAAAUUUUUGAUUAAAAGCCCUUCCGGUAGUUUCUAUAGCCUUUUGACGGAAAGCAGCCUGGACAGAGAAAAGGCAUCUAAUUACAACAUCAGUGUGAUCUGCUCAGAUGAAGGAGUACCCUCGCUUUCCAGCAGCAUUCAUCUAACCUUACUUAUUUCAGACGUUAAUGACAAUGCUCCUGUUUUUGAGACAAUUGCAUAUGAGUCCGACAUUGUUGAAAACAACACACCAGGCCAAUCUAUAUUAAAAAUCAAAGCAAAAGAUUCAGACUGGAACCAGAACGCCCGUGUCUCUUAUAUACUAGAGGACUCCUCUUUAAACGGCGUGCCCGUCUCCUCUUAUGUGUCUGUUAGUGCUGACAGUGGAGUUAUACAUGCAGUCCGCUCUUUUGACUACGAGCAGACAAAAGAUUUCAAGUUCUGUGUUAAAGCUCAAGAUGGAGGCUCUCCUCCCCUCAGUAGUAAUGUGAGUGUGAAAAUACUGAUCCAGGACCAGAACGACAACGCCCCUCAGGUUCUGUAUCCAGUCCAGACUGGUGGUUCUCUGGUGGCUGAAAUGGUGCCUCGUUCAGCAGAUGUGGGCUAUCUGGUCACUAAAGUGGUGGCUGUUGAUGUGGACUCUGGACAGAAUGCCUGGCUCUCCUAUAAACUACAGAAAGCCACAGACAGGGCGCUGUUUGAAGUGGGCUCACAGAAUGGAGAAAUAAGAACUCUCCGCCAAGUCACUGAUAAAGAUGCAGUGAAACAAAGACUGACUGUUAUAGUGGAGGACAACGGACAGCCCUCUCGUUCAGCUACAGUCAUUGUUAACGUGGCGGUGGCGGACAGCUUCCCUGAAGUGCUCUCGGAGUUCACUGACUUUACACACGACAAGGAGUACAAUGACAACCUGACUUUUUACUUGGUCUUGGCUUUGGCUGUGGUUUCCUUUCUCUUCAUCACGUGUUUAGUGGUGAUCAUAUCAGUGAAAAUCUACAGAUGGAGACAGUCUCGUAUCCUGUAUCAUUCCAGUCUCCCGGUAAUCCCAUAUUAUCCACCACGGUACUCAGACACUUUGGGGACAGGGACUCUCCAGCACGUGUACAAUUACGAGGUGUGCAGGACCACUGACUCCAGGAAGAGUGACUGUAAGUUCGGCAACGCUGGUAGUCAGAACGUUCUGAUGAUGGACCCCAGUUCUACAGGGACCAUGCAGCGAAUACAGAGUGAAAAGAGCAUCCUGGAUGAACCAGACUCUCCACUUGAGGUUAGAAAUCACUGACAGAA